Molecule: messenger RNA, 2698 nt
Organism: Marchantia polymorpha subsp. ruderalis
Lineage: Eukaryota; Viridiplantae; Streptophyta; Marchantiopsida; Marchantiales; Marchantiaceae
Source: the annotation of a GenBank genome assembly
UGGAGUGACGUUGUGACUCAGGUGAAGACGCGGAACAUGGAAGAUGGCGUUGUUACUAUGGUGCACUGACCGUUUCCCAUACACUAUGGUUUUGUGCGGUCUUAUCACCGUGUAAACCUUUGAUCAAGAAACUGGAGACUUGUUCACAGUAAUGACUGGCAUAUCAUGCACUUCUCAUUGACGGGCGACUGAAAUUGUCUGUCACCUUGACACUAGGUCACCUAUGACCAGAUCGAAAUUUCUAUUUGUACAUGACUUGCAUCCCAACCUGAUCAUCGGGCGAUCUAAUAAUCGACAGUUGAAUGAAGAGUCACAGCAGUUUGACUUGUAAUCUCUCUUGUAGUUGACUCGUAAAUUUGCCUCUGAAGGACAUCACAAUUCUGUAAUUGAAGUGAGUGAUAUGCUCAGUGAUUUACGAGCCAGAUUAUAAGGUUCUUCUCCGUGUCACGUUGGUCUCUCUGCUCUAGCCAGUAAUCGAUCGGGCGUACAAGGUUCAGAAAUAGCAUAUGGAGAUUUAGAGGACGGAAGUUCAACAGCUGAAUUGUAGGAGCAUGCCGUGGUUGCAAACAGAGGUCAAUGGGGUCGGUCCUCCCCUCUUUCACUCGACCAGGAGCGAACGAUACGCUUUAUGACAACGCAAAAGUUCGCCGACGUUCGCCAGUUCAGGUGGCGCUCCAAACAGGGCUCUCAUCUAUCGGUGGAAAGAACUUCACAUCAUGCAGCAUUGGAAAAUUUAUAGCUAUUUUACUUUUCAUGGGAAUUUGCUACAUUGCUGUGACGCAUACGCCUCCUUCGAAGGCUCUUCUUCGUGGUUCUGAAAACCAAGGACUGGCCAAAGCACAGCUUAAGUCUCCCCCGGGAGAAAUGUGGAGGAAAGCCAGGAUUGCGAAGGAUACAUUAUUUAUGACAGGACAAGAGAGAGACGAUUUGAAAAAAGGUGGGUUUCUCAAUGAAACGGAAGUUACAGUGAAAGACCUGUUUCAUGCUGAAGAACUAGUCUGGAGACAACGACAAGAAGAGGUGAAAACAGCUUUCAGACAUGCAUGGAAAGGUUACAAAGAUUAUGCAAUGGGAUAUGAUGAGCUGAAACCUCUGAGUAAGCGAGGGGUGGAUGGACUUGGAGGACUCGGAGCUACUGUUAUAGAUGCUUUAGAUACUGCUAUCAUUAUGGACUGUGACGAAGUGGUGCAGGAUGCCGCAUAUUGGAUAGAGACCGAGCUUCCUGGUAAGCUUCAGGAUAAGGGACAGGUGAAUCUUUUUGAGACCACCAUCCGGAUCCUGGGUGGCCUUCUGAGCGCAUACAAUUUACUUGGUGGAGAAAAAGAGACUGCUCCCAAGUAUGGUACAAAUCCAAAAGUCUUCUUGGAAAGAGCAAUCGAUCUGGGAGACAGGCUUCAUAGUGCAUUUUCAAUGAGUCCUUCUGAUAUUCCCUUCUCAGAUGUUAAUCUGAGGGAGAAGAGUGCCCAUGCAGCUGGUUUCGAUGGUGGAGCUAGUAGUACUGCAGAAGCAGCAACAGUGCAAAUGGAGUUUUGGUAUCUCAGCCAUGUAUCUGGUGAUCCUAAAUAUGGCAAAUCGGCGAUGCGAGUAUUUGAGCAUAUGAAAGGUCUACCAAAGGCUGAGGGUUUGGUACCAAUAUUUAUCAGCCCAAAAUCAGGAGAGUUUAUCGGGAACAAUAUACGGUUGGGCUCUCGGGGUGACAGCUACUAUGAGUACUUACUCAAAGUCUGGUUACAGCAAGGUGGUGCUGACUCUGAAGCGUCCGCAGUGACAUACCUACGCGAAAUGUAUGAGGAAGCAAUGUCCGGUGUCAAGCACCUUUUAGUCAAGAAGUCACAGCCCAAAGGUCUUGUCUUUGUUGGUGAACUUCCAAACGGGAUCACAGGGAACUUCAGUCCGAAAAUGGACCAUCUGGUGUGCUUCUUGGCAGGAACACUAGCACUGGGUGCUACUCGGGGCAUGACGAAAGAUCAAGCUUUGCGCCAGGGUUUUAUGAACGAGAGGGAUCUACAAGAUCUAAAGCUUGCAGAAGAUUUGUGCCACACUUGUUACCAGAUGUAUGCUGUAACUGCAACAGGGCUGGCGCCGGAGAUUGCUUAUUUCAACUUGGAUGAACAAGCACAGAACGGCAUGGAUGGUGGGAAAAAAGAUGCUGAGUAUGGAGUUGAUAUACAAAUUCAUCAUCUUGAUCGACAUAAUCUUCUGAGGCCGGAAACCGUCGAGUCUCUAUUUGUGCUCUACCGGGUGACAGGAGAAAUCAAGUAUCGAGAGUGGGGUUGGAGCAUUUUUCAAGCAUUUGAGGCUCACACUAAGGUCAGUACCGGAGGCUACACUUCACUGGAAAGUGUGACGAGUGUUCCAGCUAAACAGAGAGAUAAAAUGGAAACUUUUUUCCUCGGCGAAACUUUGAAGUAUUUGUAUCUAUUGUUUAGUGACCGCAGCGUUCUACCUUUAGAUAAGUACGUCUUUAACACUGAAGCACAUCCGCUGCCAAUUAUAGUACCUACGUCUGGAAAUGUUCGAAGGAACAAACAAACGUUUAGCUCCAAAGCAAAGGCCACCUCAAGCUGAUUGCCAAUUUUACAGCUAAGCGUAUGGAGAUUACUCGCAUUGCCUGCAGGAAAGGAUGUGUGCCAAUAGGUACAAUGAGUUGAGAUCUUUAUUAUGUAGAGUGGAGCGGAGUAUUAUAAUAAAGAACUUC